Diorhabda carinulata is the source of this 4371-nucleotide messenger RNA. RefSeq lists its product as uncharacterized. The transcript has 9 exons. The record is from RefSeq and is a predicted model, not a curated record. Bases 1 to 2229 code for a protein of 742 amino acids. Gene Ontology annotation, molecular function: nucleic acid binding. Lineage: Eukaryota; Metazoa; Arthropoda; Insecta; Coleoptera; Chrysomelidae.
AUGGCGGAUAUCUUUCAAAAACUGAACGAAUUAAAUUUAUCAUUGCAAGGUAAACAGACAACAGUGUUCCAGGCCUGUAACAAAAUAACUGCCUUUAAAAGAAAAUUAGAUUUUUGGAUUAUUUGCGUUAGUAAGAAAGAAAUAGAAAGCUUUAUGUUACUCAGUGAGUUUGUUAGCGACAACGACUCAGAAAUGUUUCAAGAUGAUGUAUUUGAACAAUUGGUCCAAUAUCUCACUUCGAUGCGCGCAUCUUUUGAGAAGUAUUUUCCCGAAGAACAGAAUACAAAAUUGAAACUGAAUUCAUGGAUUCAUAAUCCUUUUUUACCCACCUUGCAAAAGCCCGAAAAUCUUAAAAGCCCAUCAGGAAAAGGUAAAUGUCUUAUAAUUCUUCAUGCUGAAUGUGAACAAGGAUUUGUUAAAGACGCAUUACUCGUUUUCGAAAGUAAAAAAACUGAAAAUUGUCAUGAGGAUAUGAAUGGGACAGUGUUUGAACAAUGGUUUUCUGAAUUUCUAAAAAAAUUGCCAGAUGGUGAUGUAAUUGUAAUGGACAAUGCAUCCUACCAUAGCCGUCGAAUAGAAAAGGUUUCCACAACAUGUUCAUUGAAAAAAGAUAUGCAGGAUUGGUUACGAUUAAAAAAUAUAGAAUUUGAUAUGGGUAUGGUUCGAUCCAAACUUAUUUAUAUAAUAAAUCAAUAUAAAGAAAAAUUCAACACAUAUGUUACUGAUGAAAUGGCACAACAAAAUAAUAAAGUUUUGUUAAGGUUACCGCCAUAUCACUGUGAAUUAAACCCUAUAGAAUUAGUUUGGGAUCAAGUAAAAAAUGAGGUGGCAACCAAAAACGUUACAUUUAAAUUAAAAGAUGUAAAAGAGUUGUUAAUGGAAGCAUUGGAUAAUGUUAACAAUAUUAAUUGGCAAAAUUGUAUUGUACAUGUAUUAAAAGAAAAAGAAAAAAUGUACAAAUUGGAUGGGAUUAGCCAAGCAGCACAGUGUCGUUAUAAUGACGUCAAUUAUUGGACAUUAUUAGUCGGCGACGUCAACAAUGGUGGAAUUUCUCUUGUUCACUCUGCCUGGUUAACACCGCUUAAACGAGAAGUCUUUUGGCCGCCAAAACAGACAACCGGAAAUUUUAUAAAAUUAUUAAAAUCUGGACAAGAGCCUCCCCAGGAUAACAGCUGGAAACUUCACCAAAUUAAGCGAAUUUUUUUCCAGACUGACGACUAUAAGAUUGCGGAGAAAAAAAUUAAAAAGGCUGAAAUUACCUCAGAUUUAACUACAGAUGCUGAGGAUUCAGCAAUUAUUUCACCUCGAAGGAAAAUACGUCCAAAGAAAUUUUCCACUGAUGAUGAGCAGGAAGAAGUGCUGUCAUCAUCAGAAGAUGAUUUUCCAAAAAACAAGAAACCCCUACCUAGACCAAAACCAAUAAUACGGAAGUCUAUUACAAACAUAUUAUCUGAUUAUUCUGGCCCAAUUCAAACUUUUCCAUUAGCUUCAGCUGGACAAUCGCAAAGGUCGUUUGAGGAUAGUGAUUCUACAAAUCAACUUUAUUAUUUGCCACCUCAACAUUCAGCAAAAGAUACUCAAUUGACUAAAUCUUCAGGACAAAUUAUUAGAGGUUCUGCGUCAAAUCAGUCAUUUUGCCAGGCUGCUGUUUCGAACUCGUCACCAUAUAAUCCGUCAACUAGUAAAGCAACUGAUGUACAGAGCAACAUCAGAGCUGUAGUGGAAAGUAAUGGAGCAAACACUCAAGAUGAUGUAAUCACUUUAUUGAAGACCAUUAGAGAACAGAACAAUCAAAUUUUGCAGUGGAUCCGAAAACAAGAUCGCAGUGGCAAUCACGCCAGUAAUACAGAUUUACCAGAUGAUAUAGGCGUACAGUUUCCUUUGAAUUCUCAAGAGGAUAUUACCAAAUUGGAAACAUACCUGAGUGUAAAAAAUAAUUGCCUGGCUUUGUCGGCAUAUCUAUCGACUUUUGGAGGGAGAGAUUUUACUGGACAUACAAACCGCAUUUUAAAUUUUUUGUUCACUUAUUCUCUUGCAACUAAUUGGAAUUUUUGUGGCAAACGAGGUGAGAAAAAGGCUUUUAAAAACUUAAACGUAAAGGAUGUGAUUAUUGGUGCUGUAAGAAAAAGCUCCCCUCUAGUCAGUCAGAAAGAAAUAGAAGAUACCAUCAAGGUGUGGUUGAAACAUGCACCAGAGAAAUUGAAAAAGCAGCAGCAUGGCAACCCGUAAGAAAAAAAGUGUUGUUAGUCAAAGACAACUCUACAGAAGGGUGGCAGAAGCAAAUUUAGCACCUGUGAGUCAGAAUUGUUAUAAUACAUCUUUAAUAGUUAAUAAUGAUUCCAAUGAAUCAUCAUAUUCCGUUUUUUUUGCUGAUUCAAUGUGUGAAAGUGAAAAUGACACCUGUUCCUCAAGAGAUUUAGAUUUUAAUGUAAACUCGCCUAAUGAAAAUUUGCUCUUCAAUGAUGCGACGUUAUACAACCAUUUGACUUCCUAUUCCAGUAACGUGCCCCCUAACGAUUUAUUUUCUAAUGAACCGCCGCCUAGCGAUUUGCAUUCGAAAUUGUCAAACUGGGCAGCUUCAAGGUACGUUCGACGUACAGUAGUUACUCAUCUCUUGCAUAUCUUCAUCCAUACCAUAAUGAGUUACCGUUAGACAGUCGAACGCUGCUGAAAACGCCCAGAGAAACGAAAACAAAAUCGUUGUUAAAUGGCGAAUAUUGUCAUAUUGGACUUGUUAACGCUUUAAAAUUAAAGUUAUUGUCAGUGCCUAAUAUUUCUCAGUACAGCAUUAUCAACAUUUCAUUUAAUGUAGAUGGACUGCCCAUUUAUAGAAAUGGUCAGAAACAUGAUCUCUGGCCCAUUUUAGCACUUGUAAAAAAUUUUAAGAGUGAGCCGUUUGUUGUUGGUUCUUUUUUAGGAAGUGGCAAACCAAAUUUAUUGUCAGCGUUUUUAGAAGAUUUUUUAAUUGAGUUAUCGAACUUACUUACCACGGGCAUUGAAAUUAAUAAUAAUAUCCAUGAAGUAAAAGUUCACAGCUUUGUUUGCGAUGCUCCUGCGCGCGCAUAUCUGAAAUGUGUGAAGACCCAUUCAGGGUAUAGUUCCUGUGAAAGGUGCGACAACUCUGGAGAACACCUGGGACGUGUCAUUUUCAAAAAUUUACCUUUUAACAAGAGAGACAACGAAUCUUUUCGGACUAAAAUUGAUGUAUCUCAUCAUCAUGGAGAAUCUCCUCUAAUAGCUCUUCCUAUAGAUUUGAUCUAUGUCUUUUCUUUAGACUAUAUGCACCUAGUUUGUCUAGGUGUAAUGAAAAAACUUUUGCGUAUUUGGACAGGACGCGCAAGCCGAGCCAAAAUGAGCUCUACUGCAUUUCAAAAUGUAUCUGAAAAAAUUGUUUUUCUCAGUAAAUGUAUUCCAGUAGAAUUCAAUCGGAAAGGGCGCAGUUUGUCUCAGUUGGCAGAUUGGAAAGCAACGGAAUUUCGAACAUUUUUACUGUAUAUUGGGCCAGUUGCUUUGUAUGGGAAUGUCGAUUUGGCAAUAUAUGAGCAUUUUUUGCUAUUUCAUUGUUCAAUUAUGAUACUUAUUUCUAAACGCCAUAUUGAAAAAUUCGGAGUUCCAUUUGCGCGCCAACUUUUGCAUUUAUUCGUAACGCACAGUGAAAAGAUCUACGGAUUAGAGUUCUUAGUUUACAAUGUACAUUCCUUAUUACAUUUGGCAGAUGACGUUGAAAAUUUCGGGCCACUAGACAAUUCGUCAGCAUUUCCAUUUGAAAAUUAUCUCCACCAUUUAAAAUCGUUAGUUCAGUCUCCGAAUAAACCGUUACAACAGAUUAAUAGACGCUUAAAAGAAAUUGAAAUGACAGUGUACGAAAAACAUGACUCUACUUCACCUGAUGAUGAACACUUCUGUAAAUGUGAAUUGUCCCAUUUCUUAGGACCAACGCCAAAUUUCUCUUGCAAGCAGUAUAAAAAGCUUCAUUAUAAAGAUUUUAUUUUUUCUAUUGCAUCAUAUUCAGAAGCAAAUUGUUUUUGUCUUACCUUAGACGGACUGGUUUUCAAAAUAGAAAAUAUAGUAGUGGAUAAUAAUGGAGCAGUUUUUAUAUUAGGUAGGAGGUUUCAGGAUUACCGUUCAUUUUACAAAUACCCUGUCGACUCAAAAGAAUUCUAUGUUUAUCGCAUCCAAAAUUUAUCAGAGUAUAUCGAGUUAUUGCACUGCCACAAAGUUUUUUCGAAAUGUAUUGUUUUUCCUUUCAAGCAGGAAUGGUUGUCAUUUUCAUUUGCAUCAUUAGUAAUUCCUUAUUUCAACUUUUAUGUUCUAUAAGUGUAAUAGUAUGUAGUUUUUUAAGAUUUUGUAAUAAACUGGUAUUAAUUUGAA